AUGGCCAACCCACGGUGUGCCACUUGCGGGACAGUCGUUGUCCGUCCGGAUCCAGAACAGCCUCACCUCAACGCCAGAUGGUACAAGAACCAGCUAUUAGCUGACAUUACCAUCAAAUACGGCGACCAUGGUGAGAAGGAGUUCGUCGGCCAUCGUCUCGUCCUUUGUUCAGUGAGUGAGUGGUUUAAGAAGGCAUCCAAAAACUUCAAGGAAGCCAAUGAUCAGGUGAUAAUUCUAAAAGGCGACCAUCCGGAAGGCCUAGAGGCUUUCUUCGAGUACGCGUACAAAGAGGAGUAUCUCGAAACAGUCGACAUUCCGGAUGAGUUGACGGAGCUACGACAGCGGUUCAUGCAUCGUCUGCGUGUUUUCGCAGUAGCCGAUAAGUAUCAAGUGGAAGGUCUAACAGCUCUAGCCUAUCGCCAACUCAAGCAGCUCGUGGAUCUCUUUACUGAGCCAAGACGGACCUACGGUGACGAAGAUGAAACGACAGCAUCUGAGUUCUUCAGAUUCAUGUUAAGGCAAGUGUAUCAUGAAAGCGAGCGUUAUUUUCCCGCUCUGCGGGACGACCUACACCAAAGCGAUCAGACCGCGGAAGGCACUUCACAGACAGGCCCGUCUGAGACUGAGCAAACUAACUCCAUAUCUACUGAGAACGCUCCCGUAAGCGCUACAUCUCAGCGGAACAACUCCGCGCGGCGGACAACAUUCAAUCCACCGAACCCACAUUCAACCGAAGGUAGAAGUUCAACCCACCCUCUCGAUCGCGUCCAGGAUCUUCUUGUGGAAGGGGCCAUGAAUGCCUGGGUCAACGCGCAUCCGGACUUCAAUCGUGAACAUCUUGUGCCUCUUGCGCAAAUGUUCCCGGAUUUCGGCACGGAUCUCGUUGUUGCAGCGCUGAAGUCGUCGCGCAUAGAAGGCAUGCCCGAGUAUCUUUAUGAAGACGAGGAUUACGCUUAUGACAGUGAUAAUGACUGGCUGAGGGCCCACCACGUCUUGUGA
Alternaria novae-zelandiae is the source of this 999-nucleotide messenger RNA. RefSeq lists its product as uncharacterized. Bases 1 to 999 code for a protein of 332 amino acids. The record is from RefSeq and is a predicted model, not a curated record. Gene Ontology annotation, molecular function: protein binding. The transcript has a single exon. Lineage: Eukaryota; Fungi; Ascomycota; Dothideomycetes; Pleosporales; Pleosporaceae.